AGGGGGGCCCAGCCUGGCAGGCGGUGGCCCAGGUGAGCCCGGGGGCGGAGUUUGGGAGCCUGGGAGGAGUCUCGGGCAGGAGAGGGCGUCAUUGUGUGAUGGGGGAGGGGAUUGGGGAGCAAAGGCGGUAGGGGUCCUAAGUGUGGACACGGCGUGAUGAGAAGAAAGGGUUAAAUCAGCCCAGGGGCUUCAGCUGCUGGACAGAGCCUCGGUCUUGGGACUAGGAGGACCGCCCCCCUACUCUCCCCCCAGUAAUCCGGAAGCAGGAAGUCUUUGAGCUGCGAUCUUUCUGACUUCCCUGCAUCUGAGACCCUUCCCCCUUCCCUGAGAGCUGGUUUUCCCUCCCUAUCCUUGGAACUGAGAUCCCCCCGCCUUCCUUCCAGCUACGAUCCCCCUGCUCUCCCCUGAAGCUGAGCUCACUCUGCUUUCCCUCCAUUCUCUGGGGGCUGGGAUCCCCCUCUCCUCCCCGCAGCUGAGAUUUCUGUGCCUUCCCUUGAAUCUGAGACCUCACCCCCCCCACCCCCCCCCCCCCGCCUUCCUUGCAGCUAUGGUCCCCCUGCCCGCCACUGAAGCUGAGGUCACUUUGCCCUCCCUUGAAGCUGAGAUCCCUCCGCCUUCCCUGCGUCAGAGAUCCCUGUCCCUUCCCCGGGUGCUGAGAUCAUCCUCCCUUGCCUGCAGCUGAGCUCUCUCUGCCUUCUGGAAGCCCUCUCUGUGCACGCAGGUCCCAGGUUGAAUCUCUCCCCUGAGAUCAGGACCAGGGCCUUUAUUACUGCUUUGGGGCCUCGCCCUCUGGACAUCCUGGUAGGUCAGCCUCCUGCACAGAAAGAGACUAGAGAUCCCUCUCUGGGAUCCUUCUUCCCCAGUUCAGUCUGCAGAAGACCAAAGCCUGGCCCAAUCAGGGAGUCUGGAGCCAGACGGAAUGGCCCCUGGGAGCCCCAGCCCCCCAGCCCAGGACUUGGUGACAUUCAGGGAUGUGGCUGUGAACUUCAACCAGGAAGAGUGGGGCCUCUUGGACCCUCCCCAGAAGAAGUUGUACAAGGAGGUCAUGCUGGAGAAUGCCCGGAACCUGCUGUCCCUGGGGCUUCCAGUUCCCAGAGACGAUGUGAUCUUAUACUUUAAGCAAAAGCAAGCACCCUGGGUGCUGGACCAAGAAUGCCUGAGGAGCUGCUCUCCAGAAAGUGAGAUGAGACUUGAAAUGAAGGAAAGUACUCAGAAGCAAACCAUCACUUGGAGAGAAAUCUGUGCUACACCUGAGAAAAUACACAUUGGAGAAAAACCUUAUGAAUGUAACCAGUGUGGAAAAGCUUUUAGAGAUAAGGCAAAUCUUACUGUACAUCAGAGAACCCACACUGGGGAGAAGCCUUAUGAAUGUAAGCAAUGUGGAAAGGCCUUUCCAACAAAACAAUCUCUCACUUUUCAUCAGAGAAUCCACACUGGGGAGAAACCUUAUGAAUGUAACCAGUGUGGAAAGACUUGUAGAUAUAAGCAAAAUCUUAUUAAACAUCAGAGAAUCCACACUGGAGAAAAAACUUAUGAAUGUAACCAGUGUGGAAAGGCUUUUAGACAGAAGGGACAUCUUACUGUACAUCAGAGAAUCCACACUGAUGAAAAACCUUAUGAAUGUAACCAAUGUGGAAAGGCUUUUAUAAAAAGAGAGUCUCUUACUGUACAUCAGAGAAUCCACACUGGAGAGAAACCUUAUGAGUGUAACCAUUGUGGAAAGACUUGUAGAUAUAAGCAAAAUCUUAUAAAACAUCAGAUGAUCCACACUGGAGAGAAAACUUAUGAAUGUAACUACUGUGGGAAAGCUUUUAGACAGAAGGGACAUCUUACUAUACAUCAAAGAAUCCACACUGACCAGAAACCUUAUGAAUGUAGCCAGUGUGGAAAGGCUUUUAGACAAAAGGGAGAUCUUACUGUACAUCAAAGAAUCCACUGUGGAGAAAAGCCUUAUGAAUGUAACCAAUGUGGAAAAGCUUUUAGAAAAAGGAGAUAUCUUACAGCACAUCAGAGAAUCCACACUGGAGAGAAACCUUAUGAAUGUAACCAAUGUGGGAAGGGUUUUAGACAAAAGGGACAUCUUACUGUGCAUCAGAGAACCCACAAUGGAAAGAAACCUUAUGAAUGUAAUUAAUAUGGAAAAAGUUUCAUAAAAACCUGAUUGUUUCUCACAGAUCCGUGAGGAGAUGUCCAGGCAUCAGAAUAAGGAAGAAAUUGGAUUUGGGAGAGAUCAUUCGGAGAAGAUGGUUGUGCGAUUGCCUUCCAUAGUUAGCCUUCUCUACCUUUAACCCUAUGGGAGGAUGAGGAAGGGAAAGUAAACAGUGACUAGAGAUAGGAGACAGCUUCAGAAGCAUAGUGGAUCCUUCUUUCCCCCCUGGUCCCCUACUUGAAUGGCUGUACAGUGGGAUUGAAAGAUCAAUAGAUUAGGAAUCAGGACAAGGGUUGAAAUUCUGGGUUCUGAACAUCUGUGUUCUUGUGAACUUACUUUAACUCCACAGGUUUUCAUUCUUUUAGAUUAGGGUUAGGAUCUCUUCUAGCUCUUAUUGCUUUGAGAACCCAAAGUGCAGCUUAAAGAUGAACUCCACUUAUUGCCGCUUCUUGCUGUAUCCUCAGCUUCAGAUUCAACUCAAUAACUCAGAACUUUCACCAAACUUUCUGGCUAUGAUUGGCAGUUUGGAGAGGUAGAAAGACAUGAGAAAUUCUAAAACUACAUCCUGAGAAGUCUGUCUUCCUAGCAAGUUGGCUUCUUAGUGCAAUAAACCCAUCCUUUGCCACGAACCUUGAGCCUGUAUUUACUAAGGUUUGUGAAUUCUUUCACAAAGCCUGCCACUGGCCAAGGGAAUCGAUCCCCUUGCUAUUAGGGGAUCUCUUACCCUCCAUUCUUGCAUCUCAUCGUUUGCUCCUCAUCAAUCCGCUGCCUGUUUCUGCCUCAUUUACUGCUUUCCAAUAUGACACUAAACUGUUUGACUACUACAUCCCAGGUCUUACUCACGCUGACCUUGUGGCAGGUCUAUUCAAAGCCUCGAUUCCUUUUUUUUCAGAACAAUUUGGGUAUCUUUCCCUGCCCUGGAAUAAAUUUACAAAAGUAAA
Molecule: messenger RNA, 3090 nt
Organism: Antechinus flavipes (yellow-footed antechinus)
Lineage: Eukaryota; Metazoa; Chordata; Mammalia; Dasyuromorphia; Dasyuridae
Product: zinc finger protein 420-like
Exons: 5
Coding region: 920-2134 (404 amino acids)
Biological process (GO): regulation of transcription by RNA polymerase II
Molecular function (GO): DNA-binding transcription factor activity, RNA polymerase II-specific; RNA polymerase II cis-regulatory region sequence-specific DNA binding
Source: RefSeq, a predicted model, not a curated record